UUUGGAGCACAUCCAUUAAAUAGCAAUCGGCGACAGACGCUGGGUCCGUUGGAUAAAUUAAAUUUUCACUUUUCACGAAGAUCGAACUUCAAUCUUCUCCACCAGAAACACCAUCAAGUGACCAAUGCGGCCUUCGAUACAGAUGAAUCUGAGUCAGCAUCUACGCACGUAACUUCUGUUCAUCAACAGGUUUCACCUCUCCCUGGAGACGCAGUUAGUCCCCAACCUCAAUCCAUUACCACCACAUAUCCACCAAUUCUUCAGAUCAAUGAAAUCGAGGCUCACGAUAUGGAUGAGCAUUCGGAAGUGAUGGAAAGUUGUUACAGUGCGGAGGGUGACACGGAAGAUAUUGAAACACCAGUCAAAAAAAAGAGACGGAGAAGGAAAAGGACUCCUGAUGUCGCUUCAGUUUACCCACGAUCUUCAGAGGCACUUUCAGCUGUGGCAACUUCUGUUAAUAGUACUUGCGGAUUGGUGCGCAGAAACUCAUACUGUCCUACACGGUUGAUGCCUCCGGACACAGAACAGCUCCUAGUGCCUGAAAGGAAAGCCAGAAGUGAAAAUGGGAGUCAACUUACGAUUAUCAGAACUUCAAGUGAACGACGGUUCUAUGUGAGUCAUGUGACUUCGUCGAAUCCACUUGACGUAGUGAAAUCGAGCAAACCCUUGAGCGGUUCUGUGGCGGUAUUAUAG
Molecule: messenger RNA, 693 nt
Organism: Rodentolepis nana
Lineage: Eukaryota; Metazoa; Platyhelminthes; Cestoda; Cyclophyllidea; Hymenolepididae
Source: the annotation of a GenBank genome assembly